AUGAACGACCACUUUAUCAAAAACAACGGAGCUACGUCUCGUACCUCAUUGCCGAGUGUAGAUCAUGCAAGUGUCAUCCAAACGAACUUAACAAGGCAUAAGAAUGAAUUUUUCUUCGUCAACAAAAAGACUUCCAAUAAUGAAGAAACUUUGUCCAAUGAAGAAGUUACUUCCGUUACAACCAGGGACGAUAUGCCAACAAAUGAAGAAAGCUCGGAUGAAGAAGACUCAGAUGAAGACACACAAUGUCAGGAAUGCUAUUUGGAUAUUCAUAAAGCUCAACAAUUUGUUGUAUUGCACCCAUGCAAUUGCAUUCUUCACUUAAAUUGCAUAAAAGAUAAAUUUUAUGAAGAUCCCAAGUGCCCUAAAUGCAACACAGACACUAUGAAGGCUCGUCGCAUGACUAUCUUUGAGGGUCGUUUUAUCGACAUACCACUCGAGCUUGAAUACGUCAAAAUGCGUAUCAAGAAUCGCAGAAUAGAUCAUCAGAUGCAUCAGUCUUCGGCCCAAGAAGGCCAUUCUAAGAACGGUACUUACUCUCGUGUGGAACUUGUCGCCCUUCGGCGAUUAAUCUACGAAAAGACGAUGUACUGUCAUUCUGUUUGCACAGGGCUGGCCCUUGACUCCAUCGAGAUCUGCAAGCAAAUUUUCAGAAAUGAUCCGGAUGCUAAGGGUCUCAUGCGUUCUUGGAUAAGACUCGAGAUUCAAGCAUUAAAGCAGAUCACAAUAGUACCUGAUCACGGGCAUUCAUUUGAAAAUACUGUAAUAGCUACGCUCCAGAUGGAGAAUAUUACCGAGGAACAGAAGAAGAGAAAAUACUACGCGGAAAGCAUAAUUAGAAAUACUUUGGAUGAUUAUAACCGAUUUGUUCUUGCAUUCGGCACACCUGGUCUUAAACGAUCAUCAGGACCGAGUCUCGCUUAUGUGAGAUGGAAUCCUGAGAAUAUUGAGAGAUUCAAUACUGCACAGAGUAUUGGUACUGCAUCUCCCAUGACCGCAGCACAGCCUGUUACGCAUUCAGUUGAUCAGAAUGUGCCACGGGUGACUACGUCUUCUUCCGUUACGCAUUUGGAACAUGUAUCCAGAUCGGUCACUCUAUCUUCCACUUCUGCCUCUUUGAAGUCUUACCCGGUCCUCGGCAAUCAUAACACAAGACGCACCGUCAUGAAAUGUUUAGAUCUCCAAAAGAUUUCUCAAAGAACAAGACGUCGCGGUCUUUUCUCUGGGAUGAGAUCCUGGCGGGCACGAGCUAAAUUUUCUCGUUCCCAGUUGCAUUCCGUUGAACUUCAUGAAGCCGACCUCCAGGCCAUAUUGUCUGUUUUAGAGGGAUCAACUGAUACCUUAGCAGUAGCUGAUGAUGUGGAGGAUGAAAAGACUCAUGGUAUUGAGAAUGCCUCGCCUACAGAAGUUGGUCGGCGCAAAAAGCUCUCUCGUAAAUUUGCUAAAAUGACUCAAUCUGCGAGGACAUCCAUCAAGAAAUUCUCCAUCAGGAAAUUCUCCAUCAGGAAAUUCCCCGUCAAGAAAUCCUCCAUCAAGAAAUCCUCCAAGGGACUGGACUGGGAGAAAGAACAAGACAUCAGAUGA
Molecule: messenger RNA, 1584 nt
Organism: Botrytis sinoallii
Lineage: Eukaryota; Fungi; Ascomycota; Leotiomycetes; Helotiales; Sclerotiniaceae
Exons: 2
Coding region: 1-1584 (527 amino acids)
Source: RefSeq, a predicted model, not a curated record